UGGUGAGUGAAGCGGCGGAGUGGGCAUGCGCAGUGGGCCGGCCUGGGCUAUGAGCGGUGAGUGAAGCGGCGGCGGACGAUGAAGUGCUUGUCGGUUCUUCUCAGCGCCAUCAACAGAAGGACCAUGAAGCUGAUGAUCGUGCUCGCACUGCUCUCCUACGUCGUCUCUUUAUGGGGAAACUUUGUCACAAUGAGAUCUCUGCAAGAAGAAAGUGAACAAAAAAUUGAGAGAAAAAUAGAGGAGGCCUUGAUACCCUUGAAGGAAAAAAUGAGAGAAAUUGAAACAAGGUUUUAUGUUUCCAACAGUAUGUCACAGAAGUAUCCACCCGUAAAAUUCCUUUCUGAAAAGGAUCGUAAAAGAAUUCUAAUAACUGGAGGUGCUGGAUUUGUUGGCUCCCAUCUUGCUGAUAAACUCAUGAUGGAUGGCCAUGAAAUAACUGUUGUAGACAACUUUUUCACGGGGCGGAAAAGGAACGUCGAACAUUGGAUUGGUCAUGAAAACUUUGAAUUAAUCAACCAUGAUGUGGUAGAACCUUUAUAUAUUGAAGUGGAUCAGAUCUAUCACCUGGCUUCACCAGCAUCUCCUCCAAAUUAUAUGUAUAAUCCAAUCAAGACAUUGAAGACCAAUACAAUUGGGACAUUAAACAUGUUGGGCCUGGCAAAACGUGUCGGUGCACGCCUCCUAUUGGCUUCUACAUCUGAGGUAUAUGGAGAUCCAGAGGUUCAUCCGCAACGUGAAGAUUAUUGGGGUCAUGUAAACCCUAUUGGACCAAGAGCCUGUUAUGAUGAGGGCAAAAGAGUAGCUGAAACUAUGUGUUAUGCUUACAUGAAGCAGGAAGGAGUUGAAGUUCGGGUUGCCCGAAUCUUCAACACAUAUGGACCUCGCAUGCAUAUGAAUGAUGGCAGAGUAGUGAGUAACUUUGUUCUACAGGCUCUCCAAGGAGAAGGUCUGACUGUUUAUGGCUCAGGCUCUCAAACAAGGUCUUUCCAGUAUGUGAGUGAUCUUGUGAAUGGAUUAGUGGCUUUGAUGAACAGUAAUGUCAGUAGUCCUGUUAAUGUGGGAAAUCCAGAAGAACACACUAUUCUGGAAUUUGCCAAGUUAAUUCGGAGCCUUGUUGGGAGCAGAAGUGAAAUCCUGUCACUCCCAGAAGCACAAGAUGAUCCCCAACGAAGAAAUCCAGAUAUUAAAAAAGCCAAGCAAUUGCUCGGAUGGGAGCCUGUGGUUCCCCUGGAAGAAGGCCUAAACAAAACAAUUGACUACUUCCGUAAAGAACUAGAAUAUCAGGAUAAUAAUCAAUAUAUCCCAAAACCCAAACCUGCUAAAACAAAGAAAGGCAGACUGAGACACAAUUAAUGCACUGGUGGAAAUUGAGCCAUCGACACCCCAGGGAAGAGAAAGAAAAUUUCGCAAUUCAAGAACCUCUGAAAAAUCAUUAAAACUGAACUGGAAUUUGUAGUUUGAGCUUGCUUCUGCAGAUGGAUGUGCCUAAAAAAACUUCGGAUCUUGCCUUGCACUUUUUAAUCUAUUUUAUUUAAAGUGGCAUUGCAUUGUUGGGUAGCUUUUUUUUUAAUGUACUUGGUUUAUUAUAUUUGUCUGAACUAUUUUUAAUUGGUGUGAAGGAUUUCCUCAUGGGUUAUUUCACAUGAACAUACCUGUUAAAAGUAGGUUUAUUUAUAAAAAGGGGUAUUUUAUUUUUUACCAUAAUUGUGUGCAAUGAUUUUCAACCAAACUAACAGUCUGUUCAGGUGACAUCAGAUUGUUGCUCUGGCAUCUAAGUGUUUCCUCACGCACAAAGGUUUGUUUGUUCAUUUUUAACAGUUGUAAAAAUGUACUAAUAUUGAGGAAUAUAUUUCUUUUUGUAAAAUAUGUAUGUUAUAUAAGAGUUUAAAAAUAAAGUAGUUGUCUCAAUCACUGCUACAUUGUGUGUGUUUGGAGGGAGAAGUGUGUGACUGGAUAAAUGUAUUUUAAGUGUUGAUUUAAUAAUGUUGUGGUAGGGUAUCAUAUUUAAACUAUUUUUACAUUGUGUAGCAUUGCAUAAAAAGGUUGUAAUUUGUAUGUCUUGUUUGGUGAUAUGUUUAUAGCUCUUAAAAGUUGUUAAAAUCAAAUAUGCCCAUUUACUUUAGCUGAAAGUUUCCCAUUUUAAAUGAAAAUUAAAAGCUCUUUGGUGAUUGUUGUCAUUCUUAUUUAAUUCUUCCCAAAUAAAAUGGGAAGGAAUGGCCUGGUCUAAGAUUUACAACAAAGUAGAUGUUGAGGACACCUUUCUAUGGAGCGCUCUACUUCCUUAAUUGGUUUAUAAUGUUAACAGUAGCUUGACUGAUCUACCUGAAGAUCCGUUUUUACACUGUGCCUUUCAUAUUCCUCGGGGCAAGUCUGUUUAUUCUAGUUCUUAUUGCCAGGGAAAGUGGUCUGAUGGAUUCUGAAUCAUCGGAGAAGCUGGAUUUGCUGAAUCGUGCUUAUAGGCACGUAUUUUGUAAACCGUACUUUUUGGUCGCCCUUGAUGUUCAGUUAUGCAGAACGCAUUCCCUCCUUUUUAUUUCAUAUCCCAAUCACAAUGGCAAUGUUCUAAAUGGAUAAAAGGAUUAGUUAUGCCAAAUCGUGUGUUGCGGCAUCCUUGAGAUUUUUGUGGCUGAAUCGUCUUUCACUCUGUACUGCUAUAAGAACAGGCAUCCAUUCAGCCACUCCAGCCUAUUCUAUUAUUUAAUUAGUGUAACUAAUCCAUGUCUGUCAUUGUUUCGCAUCCCUUGCAAACCCUGCACCUUUUUUAAAAAAUCUGUCAUUUUCAUUUCAUUUUGCCAUGGUCUUUCAAGAGUCAAACAUUUUGUGUUAAAAAUACCUCUUAUUUUCCCAUAUGGUUUGGCUCUAAUUUUCUGGAUUCUAGUUCCACCCCAAUCAGCAGAAUGAUUCAGUUAUACCUCCUGUACUGAUUUGCAUUGGUAUGUAAUGGACACAAAUUCAGCUAGUUCAUGGCAAAUAGUUUUGCAACUUCUUUAAACAUUCUGAACAAGCUUGUCCUUUCCUAUAUUAUAUUAAUUUAUAUUUCAUCUGCAACCUGUAUCUCCCAUCUAUACAACUAAUUGCACCUCCCAACUUAAGUUAUUUAAAUUGUGUUCCGGGAGAGGGAGGAUAUGAGACGCUCGGUGCUAGUCCUUUGAAACAUUUUUCCUUUCCAGAUCGUGACAGUAUGUUCUAAUUGUACUGUAUUUUUAUCCCAGAAUGAUUAUUGGCCCAUGUCACGGGAUUAUGUGUGAACCUUGCAAUCAAGUGUAUUAUUUUCCAAUGCCAUUUAUAGAUAGGAUUUCUGAAUAUCCAAAGCACAUCAUGUAUUCAGCUAAUCUGAAAUUUCCUCCAGGUUAGUCAGUAUGACAGGCUCUUCGUUAAUAUAUGCUAACUCAGUUAUAACUUGUAACACGGCUUAAUCUAUCUAAUAAAUGCGGUAUUCCCCCCCUCACACCCUGCACAAUUCAUGUAAAAACUGAUAAGCUUUUGUUUUCCAAGAGUAGGCUUUGGUUUUCUAAUCUAAAGGUGUGAUUCUUUAACCUGGGUAACCUUGGAAAAUAAUGACUAAGGUAGCUGCCGUUUUCAUGAGUGACAUAUUUAUAUGAGGAUGUAUAUCCUUGAGAUGAAUGUCCUUGACUGGACACGCCAAUAUGCCAUUUUGGUAAUUGAAAACUGUUCUGUAUGGCCAAGGUAUUUUGAAAAGACAGUAUCUGAAAAAUGUUCUCUCCUUGUACUGUUGUAAUAAUUUUUUUGUAUGUGUCAUUUAAAGUCUUUUCAAUGAGUAAAUAAGUCUAUUUUAUUCAUUUAUACUGUUUGUCCAAAUAAGUUAUUUCUAUUGUCAAAGUAUGGUUCAUGUUGCCCUAGGAUGAUCAUAAUAAUUCAAAGCUGAAAAAAGUAUCAUCAGAUUUCUGGGUAAGGUAUGUGCAGUUCGGUAAAACUGGUAAUUUGCCACUCUCAGGAUUUUAGUAGUGACAUGAGCAGAUUUGCUGAUACUUCUAUUAAUAAUCAAAACCAUGUUUACUUUGUGUUUUACAUGUUUCACAGUAGAAUAAUACAUUUUCUGAUGCACCCGGUGAAUUUUAAAGGUAGCCAGAAAUGUACAAGGGAUCUGGGUCCUGGAUCUAUUUCUCCAGAAUCGCCUCCAGUUCUUUUCCCCACCCCUCUGCCUUUCAGUCUGAAUAUGGAUCGCAACUCAAAAUGUCACUUUCCUUAGCCAACAAUUGGCCUACCAGGGAAAUCACCUUGCCUGAGGUAAUUUGUUGCUAGCCCUGAUAUGUCCUGGUCUUUUCUUGCUUCUAUUCUCUUCCUCCCACCACCCUCAUCUGUUUCCAUCUUUUCGUCUGUAAAAGGUUCCUGACCCAAGAUGUCAGCUAUCCUUUUUGUUCCUGAGAUGCUCUGACCCACUAAGCUACCCCAGCACUUUGUGUGUCUAUCUCUGGGUCCUGGCUCUGACUGCAAGCUCUGGAGUUGCAGCAGUAAGUGAGCCGGUUGCUGAACCAUCAAGAUUCAUGACUAUUAGGAUGCUGCAUUAUAUAGAUCUUUACUAUGCCUUUUUCUUGAUCAUGGUUCAUAGCAAUAGAAUCCUUGGAAGCAACUAUUUGCCUUGACAGGUUUUUGCUAUUGGUAAAUAAGGGUAACUUUUAGUGUGAAACGCUGCUGAACUAAGGGGAAAAAGACAACAGCUUGUUUCAGACAACAGCUUGUUUGACUUUUAUAUUUGGUUACAGUGUAUUAGUGUCCAAGUUGAAAUGUAUUGGUUUCAUCUCAAGAAGAGUGGGUCUAGGUUAACAAAGUGUAAUUUUCAUUCCAUUGUUCCUCAAACAAUGUGCCUUAACCCAUACUUUGAAAGCAUCAGUAUGAUUUCACCUACUUUCUUCUGAGAGAGCCUUUGAGUAAUAGUGGCAGAUGGAGAUCAUGCACAUGUGAAUGAACAUGCUAAAAGUAAAUUUAUGUGGGAUUAGUAAACCAAAGGAAAGAGCAAAUAUUUGCCUACAAUUGAACUCUAAUCCAAAAAUACAAGAUUGGUGUUUGUGGUCACUGAUUUGAAUCUCUAACAGAAUAUUAAGCGUCUUGCCAGUAUUUGAUGUGAAAUUGAUCUUUCAAGAUCCUUGUUUCAAUGAAUGUCUCAUCUAAAAUAAUAAUGUGGACAUUAUUGAUCUGAGGCAUAUACCUAUUCUCAUGCCUUCAUAUGAGAUGGAUGAUGGAAGGUUUAAAUUUUCUGUAAACGUUUGUUGCAGCGAUUAUAUUUCCAUUCUGUUUGGUUGUAAAAUAAAUUAUGGUGUUGAAAAAUGUG
Amblyraja radiata (thorny skate) is the source of this 5290-nucleotide messenger RNA. RefSeq names its product UDP-glucuronate decarboxylase 1 (gene uxs1). Gene Ontology annotation, cellular component: cytoplasm. Lineage: Eukaryota; Metazoa; Chordata; Chondrichthyes; Rajiformes; Rajidae. Gene Ontology annotation, biological process: D-xylose metabolic process; receptor clustering. Bases 79 to 1353 code for a protein of 424 amino acids. Gene Ontology annotation, molecular function: UDP-glucuronate decarboxylase activity; NAD+ binding; laminin binding. The record is from RefSeq and is a predicted model, not a curated record. The transcript has 15 exons.